Molecule: messenger RNA, 1947 nt
Organism: Colletotrichum gloeosporioides
Lineage: Eukaryota; Fungi; Ascomycota; Sordariomycetes; Glomerellales; Glomerellaceae
Exons: 1
Coding region: 1-1947 (648 amino acids)
Source: RefSeq, a predicted model, not a curated record
AUGGCAUCAAUCCCCUAUACGGACCUCGACCCCGAGAAAAGGGAGAUUAGGCUCUUGGAGGUCGUUUGCGAGCCUGCGAACACUCAGUUUUCGUACAGAUUGCAUAAUGUAUCUUUGGAUGACAACCCGUACUUCAUUGCCUUGUCCUACGUCUGGGGUGACCACCUCGUGACCGAAAACAUCAAUGUCGAUGGCUUCAAGACACCAGUCACAGUCAAUCUCGCGACCGCUCUGAGAAAUGUCAAAAAGCACUGGCUAGACAUCCAAAGUGGGCGAAACACUGGUCGCGAUGCCGUCCAGUUCCGAAUCUGGGCGGAUGCGAUUUGCAUCAACCAGCAGAACCUACCGGAGAAGUCGGAACAGGUUCCGUUGAUGAAAGAUAUCUAUUCAAACGCAGAUUUUGUGUUUGCAUGGUUAUCUUCUGAAGACGGAGAAAUCUCGACAAGCUUAGAGAUGCUGGAAACUGCAUUCUACCUCGUCAAGAUACUUGUCCACAUCAACUUCGGACGGCAACUGGAUAUUACUGAUGACGAAUGGGCCGAAACCACUCACACCCUGAAUCAUUCUGUUAACUGGGCUGAAAUGGUCCCUCUGGUUUUGACGCGAUUCGGGUAUUCUAGCAGAGAAGAGCGCGAAAUCUUUCCAGCCUCCAGUUGCUGGACAGCUUUGAAAAAGCUGGCAGACUUGUCCUAUUGGUCCCGUGUCUGGAUAUUGCAGGAGCUGAUGUUGCCUAAGUCUCUCUACUUCGCCUGUCCAUCGCGAUCCCUCGACCAUUUUAAAGCAAUAAUGGCUGUUACUGGUAUCAUGGAAGUCUUGGGGGCUAUCCAGCGCGGUCAAACACGCGACGUGGGUGCUCUAGGCCGCUCCAGAGCGUCAAUAAUUCGUUCACAGCUGUUCCUCGUUCAAUGGCGUCUGAAUCUCAGACAAGCGUUUCACCUGCAAGGUUACGAAGAUUCUUGCCUAUAUCAUGUGCUCAGUUCCACCUUGUUUGGUACCAUCAGAGCAACCGAUCCUAGAGAUUACGUCUAUGGGGUGCUGGCAAUCACAAAGCUCGAUAUUACACCAGAUUACCGCGCCUCCAUACGAAAAGUCUAUUUGGACUACGCAAGAAAGUUAGUCAACCGCUGGAGCACUCUUUGGCAACCACCAGAUCGAACAAACGGGCGUCUAUUUUUCUUGUCGCUUUGCGCAGCAGGAGUACAAAGAAAUGGGGAUCUUCCCACUUGGGUCCCAGCGUUCAAUGACCUACGCCCUCAGGGGUGGUUCAUGAACGUAAGGACUUCGUCUAGUCUCGCGUUUCGGGACGUCGCUGAGCUGCGCCGGGCUUCUGAAGUCCGCAUUUCCGAUACCAGUCUGUGGGUGGCAGGUGUAAAAGCGCAGAAGAUCACAUACCAGUACCACAAGCCACUUGGGGCGGAUUUCUGGACCAAAGACCUGCUGGACUGCUUCGAGACUUUGCUGGCUGGGCGAAAGUCGACAUAUAUCACCGGAAAGCCGCUGGUGGACGUCAUCUGCUGCACUCUGUUGCAGAGACUGUACAGUGAAUAUGAUCUUCGACGGAUUGCAUCGCUCUUUCUCUACUUCUACAAAUGGGUACCGUCUGGCAAGAUUGGAGGGGAACUAAGGCAGGCCAUGGAGGGGCUUGAUGAAAUGGAAAUGAGAGACAAUAUGGAAGCGAUGCUGGCUGAGUGGACUCCCAUUAUGAGCGAGAAUACCGGUUGUCGAUUGGUCGGGACUGACGACUACAUUGGGAUAGCUGGAGGCGAUGUUCAAAAUGACGAUAUUGUCUGUGUGUUGAAAGACUGCGACAGCCCAGUUAUUCUGAGGCCCGAGGGAGACCACUUUCUUUUUGUAAGCUCGUGCUUCAUGCUGGGACUCAUGGAGGGUGAGGUAUCUGAAAUGCUACGCUCUCAGAUGGCAGAAGUCGAGACCUUUGAGAUUCGCUAG